AUGGCGGCGGCGGCGGUAGCCAGCGGCUGGAGCGACGACGACCCGGCCGCCGGCGAGUGGACCACCGUCACCCGCUCCGGCCGCUCCACCCACUCCGGCCCGGCGGGGCGCUACCCCACCACCACCCCCGCCCCGGCCGCUCCUCCCCGCCCCGCGCCGAAGGCUGGCGACGUCGCCAAGGCCUUCGCCGGGCUCGAGAUCAAGGCCAAGCCCGCGGCCGAGGCCGACGCGGGCCGCGGCGGCAGGCUCGACAAGUACGACAUCCCCGUGGAGGUGAGCGGCGAGGGCGCGCCCGCGCCCGCCGCGGGCUUCGAGGAGGCCGGGCUCGUCGAGGCCGUGCUCCGCAACGUCGCGCGCUGCGGCUACGACAGCCCCACCCCCGUGCAGCGCUACUCCAUGCCCAUCGUGCUUGGAGGGCGGGACCUCAUGGCCUGCGCGCAGACCGGUUCCGGCAAGACCGCCGCCUUCUGCCUCCCGGUGAUCAGCGGCCUCGUCGCCGAGGAUGCGGCGGGUGCGGGCCGCGGCGACAGGGACGCGUUCGGCUACGACGACUACACCCGCGCCGCCAGGCCGCGCGCCCUCGUGCUCGCGCCCACCAGGGAGCUCGCCGCGCAGAUUCACGAGGAGGCCAAGAAGUUCUCUCACCAAACUGGAAUCAAAGUUAAGGUGGCAUAUGGAGGAACUUCAAUGAUUCAACAGCUACGUGAUAUAGAAAGCGGCGUGGACAUUCUUGUUGCUACACCUGGCCGCCUUGUGGACAUGAUUGAAAGAGGAAGGGUCUCUCUCGAGGCAAUUAAGUACCUGGUAAUGGACGAGGCUGACAGGAUGCUGGAUAUGGGGUUUGAGCCUCAGAUAAGAAAGAUUGUUGAUGGCAUGGGUAUGCCUCGAAAGUCAAUGAGACAAACUAUGCUUUUCAGUGCAACCUUUCCACCGCAAAUACAGAGAUUGGCUUCAGACUUUUUGGCGAAGUACAUAUUUAUCACUGUUGGGAGGGUGGGUUCAAGUACUGAUCUAAUUACCCAGAAACUUGAGUUUGUCACUCAAGAUGAGAAAAAAACCUACCUGCUAAAUCUCCUGCAGGAGCAAUCUUUCUGUUCAUCUGAUGGCAAGCAGCCUCUAACACUAGUUUUCGUGGAGACAAAACGAGAUGCUGAUUCAUUGAGGUAUUGGCUAUACAACAAAGGUUUCCCUGCAACAGCGAUCCAUGGUGACAGAACACAAGAGGAGAGGGAAAGCGCAUUGAGAUCCUUCAAGUCUGGCUUGACUCCUAUCAUGGUCGCCACUGAUGUAGUCGCGCGUGGCCUGGAUGUCCCAAAUGUUAGUCAUGUGAUCAACUAUGACCUUCCCAAGAGCAUCGAGGACUACGUCCACAGGAUUGGAAGAACUGGGAGAGCUGGAAAUGCUGGGUCUGCCACCGGGUUGUUCACUGAACAGAACCACCCCAUUGCAAAGGGACUGCUGGAACUGAUGACCGAGGCAAAACAGAACGUUCCUGGCUGGCUAGAGGAUUACGCAGGGAGGCCAUGCUAUGGAGGGUUGAGCUACGGUGGAAGAGGCCGUUCCAAUGGUGGUGGUGGAAGCAGCUUUGGUGGCAGAGAUUAUCGCAACGGUGGAGACUAUUCUGGCUACUCUGGUGGUGGUGGCGGUGACAGCUACUCAGGUGGUGGUGGCCGUGGUGGUUAUGGUGGUGGCCGUGGUGGCUACGGUGGUGGUGACAGCUUCUCAGGUGGUGGUGGCCGUGACAGCUACUCAGGUGGUGGUGGCCGUGGUGGCUACGGUGGUGGUGACAGCUUCUCAGGUGGUGGUGGCCGUGACAGCUACUCAGGUGGUGGUGGCCGUGGUGGUUACGGUGGUGGCGGUGGCCGUGGCGGCUACGGUGGUGGUGGUGGUCGCGGUGACAGCUACACAGGUGGUGAUGGUCGCUGUGGCGGCUACGGUGGUGGUGGUGGCCGUAGUGGUUACGGUGGUGGCGGCAGGAGCUACUCGGGUGAUGGCGGUGGUGGUGGCAGGAGCUACUCGGGUGAUGGCGGUGGUGGCAGAUACUCCAGUGGAGGGGGCUCCUCCAGGGCAAAUGAUCCACCUCCGCGGUACUACCCUUCCUACCCCAUGGGCACAACAAACAUCAGCGCCUCUGGCUGGGACUAG
Lolium rigidum is the source of this 2145-nucleotide messenger RNA. Its product is annotated as DEAD-box ATP-dependent RNA helicase 52A-like. Gene Ontology annotation, molecular function: ATP binding; RNA binding; RNA helicase activity. NCBI's taxonomy places the organism in Eukaryota, Viridiplantae, Streptophyta, Magnoliopsida, Poales, Poaceae. The transcript has 7 exons. Gene Ontology annotation, cellular component: nucleus. The coding region runs from base 1 to 2145 and encodes 714 amino acids. The record is from RefSeq and is a predicted model, not a curated record.